UUGAACUUUCCAGCGGAGUUGCGGCCGCCGCGAGGUUCCCGGCAGUGCGGCCCCGGCGCGGAGCUGGGAGCCUCGGCCAGCGCCCGGCGCCCGCGCUCCACCCCCCGCCCCCGACCCGCAGCCAUGGAGCCCGGGGCGCCCGGCGCGGCCCUGACCCUCUGCCUCUGGCUGCUGGCCUGCGGGGGCUGCCUGGCCGGCGGCCCCGGCGCCGCGGCGGCUCGGCGGCUGGACGAGUCCCUGUCGGCCGUGAGCGUCCAGCGCGCGCGCUGCUCGUCCAGGUGCCUCAGCCUGCAGAUCACGCGCAUCUCCGCCUUCUUCCAGCACUUCCAGAACAAUGGUUCCCUGGUUUGGUGCCGGAAUCACAAGCAAUGUUCUAAGUGCCUGGAGCCGUGCAGGGAGUCGUGGGACCCGCGGAAGCAGCAGUGCCAGAGCUUCUGUGAGCCUCUGUUCCCCAAGAAGAACUACGAAUGCUUGACGAGCUGUGAGUUCCUCAAGUACGUCCUGUCGGUGAAGCAGGGGGACUGCCCAGCCCCUGAGAAGGCCAGCGGGUUCGCCGCCGCCUGCGUGGAGAGCUGCGAAGCCGACAGGGAGUGCUCCGGGGUGAAGAAAUGUUGUUCGAACGGGUGUGGACACACCUGCCAGGUGCCCAAGACCCUGUACAAAGGGGUCCCCCUGAAGCCCAGAAAAGAGUUGCGAUUUACAGAACUACAGUCUGGACAGCUGGAGGUCAAGUGGUCCUCGAAAUUCAACAUUUCCAUAGAGCCCGUGAUCUACGUAGUGCAAAGGAGGUGGAAUUAUGGAAUCCAUCCCAGCGAAGACGACGCCACGCAGUGGGAGACGGUGGCCCAGACCACCGACGAGCGGGUCCAGCUGACCGACAUUCGACCCGGACGGUGGUACCAGUUCCGAGUGGCAGCUGUCAACGUUCACGGGACCCGAGGCUUCACGGCCCCCAGCAAACACUUCCGCUCCUCCAAAGACCCGUCUGCACCCCCCGCCCCGGCCAACCUCCGGCUUGCGAAUUCCACCAUAAACGGUGACAACACCGUGACCGUGGCCGUGGUUUGGGAUCUCCCCGAAGAACCAGACAUCCCCGUGCACCACUACAAGGUGUUUUGGAGCUGGACAGUCAGCAGCAAAUCCCUUGUCCCCACGAAAAAGAAGCGGAGGAAGACCACGGAGGGGUCCCGGAAUUCCGUGCUCCUGGACCGCCUGCAGCCGGACUGCGGCUACACCGUGGAGCUUCAGGCCAUCGCGUACUGGGGGCAGACGCGCCUGAAGGGGGCCAAGGCCUCCCUGCACUUCACGCCCGCGCGCGCCGCCGGCCACAAAGAGCAACUUGGGAAAACGGGAAAGAGCGUGACACACGUGCAGCCGCCUUUCCAACGACGACGGCCCACGCGGCUCCUGGAAAUUGGAGCCCCCUUCUAUCAAGACAACCAACUUCAGGUGAAGGUCUACUGGAAAAAGACCGAAGAUCCCGGUGUCAGUCGCUACCAUGUGCAGCGGCUCCCAGAGGCCUGUGCCCAGAACCGGAGCAGCGCGGCCGAGGCCUCCUCCGGCAUCACCCAGGACAACUACAUCAUUCUUCAAGAUCUGUCGUUCUCCUGCAAAUACAAGGUGACCGUGCAGCCCACGCGACCCAGCGGCCGCCUGAAGGCAGAGACGGUGUUCUUUACCACGCCGCCCUGCUCCGCCCUGAAGGGGAAGAGCCACAAGCCCGUUAGCUGCCCCGGAGAGCCAGGUCACGUGACGGCCAAAGUGCUCGCCAAGCCCGAAAACCUCUCUGCCUCCUUCGUCGUCCAGGAUGCCAACAUCACGGCCCACUUCUCCUGGAAGAUGGCCAAGGCCAACCUCUACCAGCCCAUGACCGGCUUCCAAGUGACCUGGGCCGAGGUCACGACUGAGAGCAGACAGAACAGCUUACCCAACAGCAUCAUCUCCCGCUCGCAGAUCCUGCCUUCGGACCAUUACGUCCUCGCGGUGCCCAACCUGAGACCGUCCACGCUGUACCGACUGGAAGUGCAGGUGUUGACCGCGGGAGGCGAAGGCCCGGCCACCAUCAAAACCUUCUGGACGCCCGACCUCACGCCGCCCUCCGCGCACAGACCCCAUCUGAGAGCUCGGCAUCCCCACCACCACCCGCCUUCUCCAGAAAGACACUAAACGGUUCCAACAGCGUCUGAGAAUCACGGAACGAGCCGGCGGGUGGAGCUGCGCGGCGUCGACACAGGGCUACAAGGGCCGCGGGUGCCCCGCAUGACCUCCCUCUCCCGUGUGACCGUGUGCCCUGGGUCCCUCUGCCCAUCUCAACGCAGAUGGAAAGGACUGACGCACGGCCACCGGUGGGGGUGGACACCACUUCCCGGCAUGGAGGAAAUGACGAGGCCCCCACGCAGGACAUCCCCGUACCCCCAUCGGCGCACACACCGUCUGGAUCUCCACGGGACGGCCGCACAGCGAGAGCUCCCGGACCCGGAGCCGCGCAUGCCCGGAACACAUCCGUGUAACACACAUGCAGGGCACACUCGUACCGAGCGUGACGUCCAUCAAUAAAACGUUUUUAAAAGUUCAA
Messenger RNA from Mustela lutreola (European mink), 2575 nucleotides. It is a transcript of the gene ANOS1, whose product is annotated as anosmin 1. NCBI's taxonomy places the organism in Eukaryota, Metazoa, Chordata, Mammalia, Carnivora, Mustelidae. Gene Ontology annotation, molecular function: protein binding; peptidase inhibitor activity. Gene Ontology annotation, biological process: neuron differentiation. Gene Ontology annotation, cellular component: extracellular region; cell surface. The transcript has 14 exons. The record is from RefSeq and is a predicted model, not a curated record. The coding region runs from base 124 to 2166 and encodes 680 amino acids.